GGAUAGCAAGUGGUUUAAUGGGUCUUUAUCGUUCUUGUCAGAACUGUGUUUGUGUGCCGGUGCUUCAAUAUGUUUUUGUUUAUGGUAUUCUGCUAUUUCUACGCUGUUACGAGUGCACUAUGCAAUGAUCAAUCGCGAUUGGUUCAGUUAACCCAGGGUCCAGUGCGAGGGUACAAGGACCCCGAUUUGGGGAUAUACAGCUUCUACGGUAUUCCCUACGCUAAAGCACCGACGGGAAAGGACAGGUUCAAGGCGCCUCUACCUGCUCCGGUUUGGUCAGACACUUUCGAAGCUGUAGAUAAGGGAAUAGUUUGUCCGCAAAGUAAUUUGAUGAACAUACUGCCAUCAUCUAAGGUAACCAAAGAAGAUUGCCUCAUAGCAAAUGUUUACGUGCCCGAUACAAAUAAAACGAACCUUCCAGUUCUUAUAGUAGUCCACGGUGGAGCCUACGCAAUUGGAUGGGGAAAUAUGUUUACACCAACGAAAAUAGCUAGCACUGAAAAAGUUAUUGCCGUCACUUUUAAUUUUAGACUUGGUCCUCAUGGUUUUCUUUGUUUAGGCACACCUGAUGUUCCUGGGAAUGCCGGCAUGAAAGACCAAGUAGCGUUAGUUCGCUGGGUAAAGAAUAACAUAGCAAGUUUCGGUGGUAAUCCUGACGAUAUAAUUUUAUCAGGAUUCAGUUCUGGUGCAUCUUCAGUGGACGUCUUAAUACUCUCUAAAAUGACAAAAGGAUAUUUUAAAAAGGUUAUACCAGAAAGUGCUGGGGGCCUUUCCCCAUUCAAUGUACAAUUAGAUCCUAUAGAAAAUGCGAAACAAUAUGCUAAAUUAUUAAAAUUUGUUAACGUGGAUGAUAUAGAAGCCUUAGAAAAUUUCUUUAAGACUGUUCCAUAUGAAAUCUUGAAUUCUGGAAAUGUUAUGGCAAGACAAGACUCAGGAACUGUUAUGGCACCUUGUAUAGAACGCGACAUAGGAGAGGAAAGAUUUCUUGAUGAUAAUCCAGUUAAUAUAUUAAGAAGUGGUAAUUUCGAAAAGCUUCCGACGCUGUAUGGCUUUGUCGAUAUGGAUGGAUUGUUUCGAUUUCCACAGUUUCAUUAUUGGAAAAAUGAAAUGAAUGAUAAAUUUUCAGAUUUUUUGCCUGUUGACUUACAAUUUAAAAACGAAAAUGAGAAAGAAGAAGUGUCCGAACUGGUAAGACAUUUUUACUUCGGUGAUAAACCUGUUGGCGAAGAAACGGUAUUAGCCUAUAUUGAUUAUUUCACUGAUGUGUUAUUUGCGUGGCCAAUUUUAAGAUCUGUCAAAUAUCAAGUUGAAGCGGGACAUGAUCAAAUAUACUUGUAUCAGUAUUCCUAUGUUGAGGAUAGCGCGCCUUUCAUACCGUACACAAAUGUACGGGGUGCAAAUCAUUGCGCUCAGACGUUUGGAAUUUUGGAUGGAUAUUGGAAUGACACAAUUGUUGAUGAGAAAGAUGUAUCAGAAGAUAUAAGCCAACAAAAAAUUUUCUUGAAAGAAAUUUGGUUAAACUUUAUGCUAACGGGGAAGCCUAUACCUAAGGGGUCAGAUUUUCCAGCAUGGCCUGCAGUGACCCUCGACUUGACGCCUCAUAUGUCCAUCAAUAGGACUCUACAGUUAAAAGGACCUCUUAUAAAGGAACGCAGACAAUUUUGGGAAAAAAUCUACGCCAAAUACUAUCGUUACCCUAUACCACCGAUGCUGCCGAAUAAAUACAGGAAAUAAAUAAAAUGCUCUUUA
Pararge aegeria (speckled wood butterfly) is the source of this 1749-nucleotide messenger RNA. Its product is annotated as para-nitrobenzyl esterase-like. Lineage: Eukaryota; Metazoa; Arthropoda; Insecta; Lepidoptera; Nymphalidae. The transcript is spliced from 3 exons. The coding region runs from base 70 to 1734 and encodes 554 amino acids. The record is from RefSeq and is a predicted model, not a curated record.